Papilio machaon (common yellow swallowtail) is the source of this 927-nucleotide messenger RNA. Its product is annotated as CLIP domain-containing serine protease B8-like. Gene Ontology annotation, molecular function: serine-type endopeptidase activity. Gene Ontology annotation, biological process: proteolysis. The transcript is spliced from 8 exons. The coding region runs from base 1 to 927 and encodes 308 amino acids. The record is from RefSeq and is a predicted model, not a curated record. Lineage: Eukaryota; Metazoa; Arthropoda; Insecta; Lepidoptera; Papilionidae.
AUGAAAAUGAAAAUAGUUUUAAUAAUUAUGUUAUUUAAUUUGCAUUUAUUGAAUUGUUAUGAAGAUUACGAGGAAAAAGAAGGUGCCAGUUGUACGACCAAUACCGAAGAGGCUGGUGUCUGUAGAUAUUUUUAUGAUUGUGAAUACGCGAAAAAUCGAGUCAAAAGUAAGAAAAAAAUAAAGGAUUGUUUCUAUAAUGAUAACAAAAGAUAUGUCUGUUGCGUUGAAACAACAAAAAUAACACCAGUAACAAGUAACCCAUUAGAACAAAAACCUCCGGAACCAAUAUCUGACAGAGAGUUAGUCAAAUUUCUUAACGAAGGACUCUUGCAGAGCAACGAUAUUGAAUGUCGAUUCAAUGGUACAUUUCCUGUAAAAUGUUGCCGCAUUGUACACGACUUCACCACUCUGAAAUUCAACGAGCCACCUAAAUGUCCAAAACUGAAGAAACCGUACGCACGCAACAACUUGUCACCUCACCAAAGUGUCAUAUACGAUGCUUGUUACGCAUACUCGAGACUCGGAAGUAAAUGUCUGGUAAGUGACUUUAGCAGCGACUGGUACGUUCGAGACGACUGCCAGAGAUUCAGGAGCGUGAUAAAGAUAUCGGACGGUGAUCCCGCUAAGGUUAUGGAAUUCCCACACAUGGCAGUCCUCGGCGGUAAAAAAAAUCAGGCCAAGGAAAUCGUUUGGUUCGCCGGCGGGUCUUUGAUUAGCGAAUAUUUUAUUCUGACAGCGGCGCAUGCUGUGGGUAGCCGAGACGUUGGCGCUGUCAAAUACGCUUUAUUGGGGACUAUUUACAAAAAUGAUACUCGCAGCGGAGAACUCUACCACAUUGUGAAAAUCAUAAGGCAUCCUGAACACAAUUGGCAAACUAAGAAAAACGAUAUUGCCCUACUCAAGGUUCACACUCGAGGGGCAGGAUAA